GGGGCGCUGGACGAGGCCACCGAGGUGGCAGACUGGUUCGCCCUGAGGUCGCUGCACAAGACCCUGGACAUAGGCAGCGAGCCCACUGCCCCCUCUGCCUCGGCCGCUUCCGCGGCGGCGGCCGCCAGGGUCGCCGCCGCGCGGCCCAGGGGCCCCGAUGCCGAGGAGGUCGAGCAGGCCUCCGCCCUCCUGCGGCUGGUGCUGCCGGAGACGCUCCCCCGGGUGCUGUCGCUGUUGGACGCCUACGGACCGCCUCUCCGCCUCCUGCCAGGCGCUGCGCGGCCCCGCCCACAGCUGCACGGCCUGGCUCGCGCUGGCGCGGCGGUGCCUGCCGCGGGAGGACCUGGAGGGGGCGCUGGCGGCGACCGACGCGCCCUGGCGGGCCGCGGCGCCCACGGGCCCUGGCGGCGCGCGGUGCUGCUGGCCCCGCGCCUCCGGGCCGACGGGGUCUACAUCUUCGGGGCUCCAGGCCGCCGGUGGCUUGACCGGCCCCUCCUCCGACGAUCGCCGACGCGCGCGAGUCGCUGUACAUUCGGUACUUCAGGCUGCUGCGGGUGCUCCCCGAGGAGGACCUGCAGCGCCCGCGGCGGCGGGUCCUCGUCCUCACCUACGAGGGGGACCUGA
Molecule: messenger RNA, 624 nt
Organism: Prorocentrum cordatum
Lineage: Eukaryota; Dinophyceae; Prorocentrales; Prorocentraceae
Source: the annotation of a GenBank genome assembly